CUCGGGACACCGGGAUUCGCCGUUGUCACGAACCUCUCCAUCGGCAAAAGUCCUUGUGCCAUCGGCUUCUUCCGUCUCACACUUGCACAACUCGGUGGUUGGCUGGACAAUUCCAUGCGGCUGCCCUCCGUCUGGUCCCUAUUCGCUCCCUGGUACUUGACAUUCUGCACCACUGAAACUCGGUUCCCCCUUCCCCCUCUUGUGCCUCAUGCGCCUGCCGGCCCCAGCCGCUCCCGCCUUCAAUGUUGCCACUCCGGCGUAUCGCCACGGAGCGGUCUGGACCUGGCCCUGCAGGGUGGCAGGUCGGUCGCUGUAAUCAUAAUCAUCUUGAGUUCGCUCCGUUGCUGCCUGCCCAACACCUCGAUAUUACUCUGCUGCGAUGCGCAGCCCUCAUAUUGUUUGCCGCGAUCGUUGCCACAUGUUUAUUGAAGGUUGCUUUGGGUCUUUGCUCGUGCUUCAAUCGCUUAACCAUAUUCGAGAACGUGUUCCAGUCGCAAUGCAUUGUGGGCGAAGAUGGUAGUGGCCUAGCUCGCUUAGAGCCUGCUCCGAGCAGACAUACGUGCCACGAGUCGGCGACACUGUGUCGUUACCAGGCACCAAUCACUACCGCGAAGUACUCCAAGUGCGAACCUGCUGCUGCACGCUGCAUUGUUGCGGCUGUCGUGACGGAGCAGGGCACCCCACGUGCCCGCAUAUUCGUACUCGGUGGCCUUGAUCAUGCUUCCUCGAUCGGGGGUUUGGUAGAAGCAUCGUGAUGAUUGCCGUCAGUCCCAGACGAUGGAGGGUUGCUCACGUCGCUGGGUGGCACCCGGCGCUGGCGUUCUGUCGAAC
Messenger RNA from Microdochium trichocladiopsis, 831 nucleotides. RefSeq lists its product as uncharacterized. The coding region runs from base 243 to 755 and encodes 170 amino acids. The transcript has a single exon. Lineage: Eukaryota; Fungi; Ascomycota; Sordariomycetes; Xylariales; Microdochiaceae. The record is from RefSeq and is a predicted model, not a curated record.